Messenger RNA from Trypanosoma theileri, 573 nucleotides. Its product is annotated as Tbingi protein. Lineage: Eukaryota; Euglenozoa; Kinetoplastea; Trypanosomatida; Trypanosomatidae. Bases 1 to 573 code for a protein of 190 amino acids. The transcript has a single exon. The record is from RefSeq and is a predicted model, not a curated record.
AUGCGGGGCACAAUACUCAUGCAGGAACACCGCAGUACAACAUAUGGUCAACAAACACAUGGGUUCAAGAGAGCCGAUGCGCUCUGGAAGAUCAAAUUCCCCCAUGAGCCACCUCCGCCACCUUCACAACCCCCACCUCCGGACACAACGUUACCCCAGACCACUUCGCCUAAAGCAAAACUCCAUCCGUUUGCCUGCAGUAUGUGUAAACGAACAUUUCCGCUUCAAAAUGGAUUAACGCGCCACCUUAGAUACAUGCACAAUGCCACAUGCCCUCUCCCAGAGAGAAAACGCCCGCCAGCCGACGAACCGAUACCACCAGAAGGAUCAGCAUCCCUCUGUGACAAAUGUGAUAUGAUAGCGCGAUCUAAAACAGGUCUCAAAGCCCAUAUUAGAGCGAUCCAUCCUGAGAACCCCCAAAUAGACGCACCUCGCCCUCAGCUCAUCCCACAGCCUGCUUCACUACGCUGCGAAUUCUGCCUCCGCGACUUUGGCAACAUUGGUGGUCUCGCCUGCCACAAAAGUUUAAACAUCCUCCUGGAACUCCAAUUCUGCCAGCAACAAUACAAGUAA